Messenger RNA from Hevea brasiliensis (rubber tree), 833 nucleotides. Its product is annotated as small nuclear ribonucleoprotein SmD1a. NCBI's taxonomy places the organism in Eukaryota, Viridiplantae, Streptophyta, Magnoliopsida, Malpighiales, Euphorbiaceae. Gene Ontology annotation, cellular component: U5 snRNP; U4 snRNP; pICln-Sm protein complex. The transcript has 4 exons. The coding region runs from base 117 to 461 and encodes 114 amino acids. The record is from RefSeq and is a predicted model, not a curated record. Gene Ontology annotation, biological process: spliceosomal snRNP assembly; RNA processing. Gene Ontology annotation, molecular function: RNA binding.
GGGUCAGCCCAUAACUUAGCAAUAAAUACCCGAACGCAUAGGGUUUAAGCAAAACCGUCUCAAUCUCUGUGUACCAACCGAUUCCACCGAGAGCUCUCUCCAUCUCUGUGCUCAAGAUGAAGCUCGUCAGGUUUUUGAUGAAAUUAAACAACGAGACAAUAUCGAUUGAGCUCAAAAACGGUAGUAUUGUUCAUGGCACUAUCACAGGUGUCGAUGUCAGUAUGAAUACACACUUGAGGACAGUGAAAUUGACAUUGAAGGGUAAAAAUCCAGUUACUCUUGAUCAUUUAAGCGUGAGAGGAAACAACAUCCGCUACUAUAUCCUUCCUGAUAGCUUGAACUUGGAAACUCUACUUGUGGAAGAAACACCAAGGGUUAAGCCCAAGAAGGCAACUGCUGGGAAGCCUUUGGGACGUGGUCGGGGGCGAGGACGUGGCCGUGGACGUGGCCGAGGUCGCUAAUCAUGUACAUUUCAGUUUGUAUCAGAUUUCAAUACCAAUUAGUGUAUAGGUGGAGAGCACUUCAAAACAAAAAGGAAGUGAUCGCAAGUGUAGAACUGAAUGUUCUAUACUGUAUGGAUCCUUGUUAACUUUCUUGCAUAUCUGGAUGUAGCUAAUUUUAUGUGCAUGAGAAAAUCAAAGAGAAAUGCUUAGUUUACCAUCAUGGGCUGAUGAUAUUAUCAGCAGAUGCUGCUGAAAUUUGACUGUCGUGUGAAGUAGAAUUACACUACAUUUCAGUUGCUAAAUUAUGCAUUGAUACUUCAUAGAGGUAUGCUAUCUUGAGAAUUGAAUUGCUAUUUAAAGUGAAUUAUGAAGCAGGGUGAGGAAUUGCUA